CAAAAAUAAAAAAUUUUGCUUAGCUAACAGUAGAGCCUAUACCUCAUGAAGUUUAUAUUUUAUUAAAUGGCAACCUUAACACAAGUGAACCUUUAGUCCACAAAAGACGGUCUAAGGAAGAAGAGAUGAGUUGCUUAAGGUUGCAGAAGCGGCUAGCCGCAGCUGUUUUAAAAUGUGGAAAAAGGAAAGUGUGGUUAGAUCCUAAUGAAAUGAGUGAAAUUGCCAAUGCAAAUUCAAGACAAAAUAUUCGUAAGUUGAUUAAGGAUGGUUUAAUUAUUCGCAAGCCAGUUGCUGUCCAUUCUCGUGCACGUGUACGCAAAAAUAAGGAGGCGAGGAGGAAAGGUCGUCAUUGUGGCCCGGGUAAAAGGAAAGGUACUGCUAAUGCUCGGAUGCCCCAGAAAGUAGUGUGGAUUCGUCGUAUGAGGGUUUUAAGAAGACUGUUGAAGAAAUAUAGAGAAGCCAAAAAGAUUGAUAGGCAUUUGUACCAUGAACUUUACAUGAAAGCUAAGGGUAAUGUAUUCAAAAAUAAGCGUGUACUCAUGGAAUUUAUUCACCGAAAGAAGGCUGAGAAAUCAAGAGCUAAGAUGUUGUCAGAUCAAGCUGAAGCAAGGAGGCAGAAGGUGCGUGAAGCCCGUCGCCGACGUGAAGAAAGGAUACAACAAAAGAAAGCAGAAUUAUUGCAAGCCUUCCAAAAGGAAGACGAUUCAGCUGAUUUUGUUCGAGGAAAGAAGGAAGAGGAAUCCACAAAAAAAUAGAUCCCUGUUGUACAUGAUUAAUAAAACGAGUAUUGUCUUUAAA
Parasteatoda tepidariorum (common house spider) is the source of this 798-nucleotide messenger RNA. It is a transcript of the gene RpL19, whose product is annotated as ribosomal protein L19. Gene Ontology annotation, molecular function: structural constituent of ribosome; RNA binding. NCBI's taxonomy places the organism in Eukaryota, Metazoa, Arthropoda, Arachnida, Araneae, Theridiidae. The record is from RefSeq and is a predicted model, not a curated record. Gene Ontology annotation, biological process: translation. Gene Ontology annotation, cellular component: ribosome; cytosolic large ribosomal subunit.